Molecule: messenger RNA, 14700 nt
Organism: Monomorium pharaonis (pharaoh ant)
Lineage: Eukaryota; Metazoa; Arthropoda; Insecta; Hymenoptera; Formicidae
Product: dystrophin, isoforms A/C/F/G/H
Exons: 55
Coding region: 748-13230 (4160 amino acids)
Biological process (GO): synaptic signaling
Cellular component (GO): plasma membrane
Molecular function (GO): zinc ion binding; protein binding
Source: RefSeq, a predicted model, not a curated record
GUUAUCCGAGGUUGCCAGUUCGCUCGUGGCUUGGCCGGCGUGCGUGCGCGGCGACGUAUCGUAUAAGCCGCCUUUGGCAGUCGUCGAUUGACGUUAGCUAGCGCGAGAGGGACGUCGAUCGCGUUCCGCUGUCUCCUGCUUUUUUUUUCCCUUGCGCUCGUCAGCUUCGAAAAAACGGGACGGCAGUGCGGGGGGAACGUGAAAUCGCGGGAUGUCACGAGGUGUGUCGUCGCGCGGCCCCCGGCUACGACGGUCGUAAAGGUUCCGAACGAGAGUGUCGUCGUCUCGCUCCUAAGAGAGAAAGAGAGAAAGAGAGAGAGAAGGAGAAAGCUGAAGAGUUGAUGCGUGCGAGCGCGCGUGCGACGACGGCGCGGCGGCGGCGGCGACGAGUGCGUCGGUGCGGUGUGCGUGAGUGCGUGUCCGGCGUGGCCGGUGUGCCUCUUUGACUUGUCAGAAGAAUCAACAAGUGGCGUAGCAUCCUCGUGUGGGCGCGUGCGCGCGCGCGAUCGGCCGAUUCUAACCUCGGCAAGCGGCGAGCGCCUCUCUUCCGCGCGCGCGCGUCUCUCUGUGGUGUCUGUGUGUGUGUGUGUGUGUAUGUGCGUUGUGUGUGCGUGCCUGCCUCGCGCGUGCUGACUUGCGAUUCGAUCGACGGCGUCGCGACGCCUCGCCGGCGACUGAUGCGGUCGCCCCGUGUCCCUGGAUAUUAACGUUGGCUGCGAUCCGGUGGCUGCGUCCGAAUAUCUCAAGAUGGAAGUCGUCUACAUAGAUGAGCGAGAAGAUGUGCAAAAGAAGACGUUCGCCAAAUGGAUAAAUUCGCAGCUUCUCAAGAAUCAUCACGACCCGAUCAGCGAUCUGUUCAUCGACUUACGAGAUGGAAAUCGCUUGCUGUCACUCCUGGAAGUGCUCACUUCUAAGACUUAUAAAAGAGAACGCGGUCGGAUGCGAGUACACCAUUUAAAUAAUGUUAAUAAAGCAUUGCAGAUUCUUGAACAAAAUAAUGUGAAACUUGUCAAUAUUAGUAGCAAUGACAUUGUUGAUGGUAAUCCUAAAUUGACACUUGGCUUGGUCUGGAGUAUUAUUCUACAUUGGCAAGUACAUUAUCAUUUGAAAGAUUUAAUGACAGAAUUACAACAGACUAAUUUAGAAAAAACACUUCUUGCUUGGUGUCGUCAAAACUCGCAGAAUUAUCCUGGUGUUGACAUUAAAAAUUUUACAACAUCUUGGUCAGACGGUUUAGCAUUUAAUGCAAUUUUACAUAAAUGGAAACCUCAUUUGUUUGACUUUAAUAAUAUUGCGCGUAAACAUCCAAAUGCUAGAUUGGAUCAUGCUUUUCGGUUUGCACAAGAACAUCUUAAUAUCGAACGUCUUUUGGAUCCCGAAGAUGUCAAUACUUCAGUACCAGAUAAAAAAUCUAUAAUGAUGUACGUUACGUGUCUAUUUCAAUCGUUACCUCAUUCUGGAGAUGACAUUGGUGAAUUAGAUCUUUCAAUCGCAAGUGACAGUACUCCAGUUAGUCCUGUUACAACACCAGGAAUAGAGACUUCUUUAACGUUCGCUAAUUUUGGAAUGCCAGCAUCCCGCCCGAUGAGUUUAGCUACAAAUGUUUCCGUUGAGCUUGGCGGUUAUCAGGUUGCACUUGAAGAUGUUUUAACAUGGCUUUUGGAGGCAGAGGAUAAAUUGAAUCAUGCCGCCGACCCGGGUUCGACUUUAGACAUACUGAAACAACAGUUUCACGAGCACGAAACCUUCUUAUUGGAACUAUCCGGUCAUCAAGAUGGAAUAGGAACUGUUUUGGAGGAAGGUGCAAGAUUAUUAGCUGAAGGCGGAUUACAUAAAGAUGAAGAGCAUGAGGUUCGCGUACAGAUGUCUUUAUUAAAUUCCCGAUGGGAAGGUCUUCGAAUGCGUGCCAUGGAAAGGCAAACAAGAAUUCAUGAAGUUCUGAUGCAAUUGCAACAGGCUCAGCUAGAUGCGCUACGACAAUGGUUGACAAAAACGGAAGAUCGAAUUUCGUUGAUGGCAGCAAUUGAAUUAAAUCCAUCGUCUUUUGAGGAACAACUGAAACAUCUCAACGAAUUAGAACAAGAUAUUCAUGCGCAACAAGACGUGGUCGAUAGUAUGAGGAACAUGAUAGUGGUCGUUGACGAAGAAAAUUCUGAGGCGGUUUAUGCUCAAAUGGAAGAUCAAUUGUCUGCUCUCGGUGAGCGCUGGAGUCACAUCUGUCAGUGGAAAGAGGAGCGACGUCAGCGACUGGAAUCUUUAUCUACGCUUUGGCAGAACAUUACUGAUGAUUACAAAAGGCUGGUAACAUGGUUAAACGAAACGGAAAUUACAUUAAAGCAAAUGGAAGCCAACCCGGCGUCCGAAAUUGGCGAAGUAUUAGAUAGAAUAAAGAAAUUGCAAGUCCUUAAAGCGGAAAUGGAUAUGAAUCAGAAGAAAUUAACAUCUCUACAAGAAUCAAUUCAGGAUUUGGAUGGGAAUAGCUCAUCUUCAGAAUACGCAAAUAUUUUGGAAAAGAUCGAAAAUUUGCAAGAUCAAUGGGAAGCUAUUGGACAAAUCAUGGAAGUGCAAUCUCAAAGGAUAACAAAUUCUGGAUUUGAGUUUGAUUUGAAGUCCGAAGACAAUACAACAUCUAUUAAGGGAAACGAAUGGAUGUCCGAAACGGUAACGAGUAUAGCAUAUAAAGAAGAGAUUACUGCAACAUCAACGCCACAUAGCGAUUCAAAGAAACGGCGUGUUGAUAAUACUACUAAACAUGAGUUUGAAUCGGCAUUACUUCGUCUAUAUAAAUGGUUAGAUUAUGUCGAUUUGGAAAUUGGCCGUUCGGAAGGGGUAUUUGACGAAUUAAGCGUAGAAGAGAAGAAAGUCGUUUAUGAAGAUACUCUUGUAGACAUGGAUUCGCAUAAAAAUGAGUACGAUAAAGUUCUUGAAAUUGGUAAACAGUAUAUUGACGAGUUGAAAAAAGCAAACGAAAGUACCGAAGAAGAGGAAUCUAAAAUUAAGGAUAUACAAAAUUGUUGGAUAGCGACAAAUAAUCGUCUUCAGGAAAUAAAGAAACGCAUAGAUUAUCUGGAGAAAGUAAAGAAAUUUCGAACUGAACUAGCUAGUCUAAAUUUGAUGUUGGAAAGUUACACCAAGUGGUUCGAUACAAAUAAGGAAAACAAUCAGAUAGAACCAUUUAGAGUUAAAAUGAAAUCAAUGAAAUCUCAUGACGAGCGCAUAAGAAAAAUACUUGAAAAGGCAAAAGAAUUAUCAGAAAAUCAAGUUGCUGUUACAGAAACUGAUAAUGUGGACGCAGAUAUAAAAGCUUUUUGUACUAAUUGGGAGAAUUUGUAUACAAUGUUAACCGAACGAUUGACUGAAAUAACUAAUGCUAUCGAUCGAACACCGCCUAAGAAAUAUAUUGAUGCAAUUGCCAAUUUGAUGUCGUUUAUUAACAAUGUAGAAGGUGCUCUGUUGUCAGAACAUAUAAUUAUGUCAGAUGAGGAACUUAUGAAAGAGCAAUUACAAAGAUUUAAAAAUAUACAAAGUUCAUUGAAAGAACAGGCAGAAAUUUUCAGAUAUGUUAACUCUACUGGGCAGGAUUUAAUAGCGAAGAUAAAUGAUAAUUCUUCGGAACAGCGGCUCAAAGAUGAAUUGCAGGAUUUGAAUACUAAAUGGAGCGAUAUUCCUAUCAUUUUGGAAGAGAAACAACAGAAUCUUACCAAAAAUAUUACAAUUUUACAAACAUUUAAUAUCGAACUUUCUACCCUUGAAUCUUGGUUGGAUAAAUCAUCAUUGUAUCUAGAAAAUUUAUCUAAAGACAAUACUACGGAUAAUAUUGAAACAACAGAAUAUAAAUUACAACAAAUUCGUUCGUUUUCUAAAGAGAUUGAUAAAACAACAUCGCAGAUAGAAGCAAUUCGACUAUCGGCAAAUGAAAUACUCCAAAAAUGUGAACCUAAUUUUGAAAAUUUGUUAAAAAGCAAAUUGGAAACUGUAACAUGCAAAUGGAAUACAAUUGUUAAUGAGGCUAAAAGUUUGAACAACAAAUAUGAAAAUACUUUAAGGAAAAAUGAUAACAUUAUUAAUGGGAUAGAAGAUUUUACAAAGUGGCUGUCAAGUUUAGAGAAAGAGAUACCAAUAGAAUCAAGAAUAACAUCUUCAGUUGAACUUUUUCAAGUUCGCGGUCGAUAUCAAGCACUAAAAGAUAACAUUGACAAACGAGUCGAAGAAUUUAGAAACUUGAACGAAAUGGGAAAUGAUAAACUGUUAAGUUCAGAAGGAUCAUCCGUGCAAGAACUUGGUAGGCGCUUCACUUUCUUAAAUGCACGAUGGACGGACGUUACAGAUCGUAUAUACGAACGCUACAGACAUUUACAAAAUGCUAGUCACGAGUAUGGAGAAUUUCGUGCUUUAGUUGCACAGGAAAGUGAUUGGUUGGAUAAGCUAGAUAAGCGAUUAAAAAAAUCACCUAAAACUGCUGCAGAUGCAGAAGAAAUUUCAGAGGAGUUGGAUGAUUUAGAAAAUUACAUACGAAAUCAUCCGGAAUCUAGGCUUGAGAAAAUUCAAGAAAUUGGUAAACAACUUAUUGAUAGUAAUAUCAUGAUUCAAUCUAUUGAAACAGAUGUGGAAGGAUUAACAAAUCGAUGGGAAAACUUAAACAAACAGGCAGGGCAACGCGCCAAGCUGUUGGAAGGAUCAGUGAAGCAAGCCCAACAAUCGGAAGGGCGUAUCCUUGCCCUUCAGCAUUCUUUAACACAAAUUGACUCCGUACUAACUGCACGUCUUGAUUGCGACCUCACUGCUGAUGAUUUGCCUCACGAUUACCAGAAAUUAAUGGAAGAGUUGGAACAACAACGUGCUACGCUCGAGGAAAUGGGAUCACAAAUUGAAUCGUACAAAGCUUCUGGUAAACAAGAAGCGGCACUUCGACUUCAAGAACAAAUGUCUUUGAUUGAACAGAAAUAUGCCAAAGUACAAAAAAAGUUUCAACGGUUUCGUUGUCCGACCAACAUAGAACCUAGAUUAUCGAGAGCUUUGCGAGAACUCAGGGGAAUAGAAGAAGCAACUUGUUUGCUAGAAUUAUCGUCUGAAGAUCCCGAAGUCAUUGAGGGUCAAUUAAAACAUUGUCUGCGCUUUUAUCAAACUUUAAGUGAGAUUAAAAGUGAAAUUGAAUGUAUAAUCGUAACUGGAAGGAAAUUAGUUGAAGAUAAUUCUGUUCCCGAGCCCGAUAAAUUUUCAAAACGUAUCGACAUGUUAAAGGAAUUAUAUAAUAAGCUUGGUCUUCAUAUAACGGAAUUUAAAUCCAUAUUAGAAUCGGCAUUAGAUUUGUCACGUGACAUGCAUAAAAAUAUGACGUAUAUUAAUAUGUCCGUCGAGAGCAUAAAUAAGGAACUGGAUACACAAAAAAGCAUGCCUGAUUUGCCGGUGAAUGCGAUAUAUGUACGAGAGACCUUGACUGAAGUAAUUCCGCGUCUUAAUGUUAUUAGAGACAAAUUAUUUGUAUCACAAAACCAAUUCUCAAAAUUAUGCGAUCCUUCGUAUCUUGAACAACUGAAGGAAAAAAUGUCUGACGUAACUUUAAGAUUAGCUAACACAGAAAAGAGAUUGCGACUCUGUCAAGGCUCAGAAGAUGAACCUAAUGUUGAUGAAAUAAACGCAUGGCUUUUACAAGUUGAAGAGAAGUUAAAUAAAUUGGAUGCGGUUCCAAUUGAUCAACUUACAGAACAUCACUUUGAACAAUGCAAGGCUGUGCAAAGUGAAAUGAUAGAAGCAAAACCAAAAGUCAAUCAACUUCAACGUUAUGGGUUUUAUCCCCAAGUAGCCAAAGUAUGUGAAAAAUGGGAAGACAUCUCUAACAGAAUACAAGAAUGGAUCCACAAAAUCACAGACAAUUUGUUAAUAAAAAGUAAAGCAGAAGCUUCUAAGGGGAGAGACAAUUAUGGACGCAAUAAAUUAUCUAAACAGCUGGAACAAACUUCAACACAUUCUGCCAAAAAAGAAAAAAAAUUAAUAGAUGAGAAUCAGGCGAUUUACGGCAUAGGAUAUUUCAAUCCUGCAUUUGAUGAUAAUCAGUGUGCUGUUGUUAAUACACCUGAAAGUUCGCCCACUGACGUGCCUCAUCGAAGCAGGAAGUCUUCCGCUAAGUCGGAAAAAGGGAAAACUAGAGUUGUGGAUGUUAGUAGAACUGUUAGACGAAAAUUAGACAUGAGUUCCGUGCCCGAUGUUGUUCAAACUUCUCAACCGCAAGUUAUUCAGGUUGAUGAUGACUUGUCUUCACCUUGUUCCGACACAGAUGUGCAUAUGGCUGAUGAGGAGGAAUUCUUUCUGGCUAAAAAUAGUAAAUUAUUCUCUCAGGUAUCUAGCAAUACCUUAACGGCAACAGAUACGAACACUUUUGGCGCAGCCUGUGCACAACAAAAUCCAUUUCGAAUUGUAGAAGUGAAAGAAAUGGAAAUUGUAAAAUCAAUAGCUUCUCCCGAAGAUCAUGUGAUUUUACCAAGUGCUAAUGUCAGUGUUGGAUUGAUGCCGCAAGUAGUCGAAAGGGUGGAGAUUGUUGAAGAUACCGAGACAGAAGCCGAAUCUGUUGAUACUGACACAGAAGACAAGGAAGUUAAAGGAAAAAUAUCUUCUACUAUUGGUACUGUAGAACAGGUUGUCAAGAAAAGAGAACUUGUACCAAUCUUAAAGAAGAAAGCUCCGAUUGAACCUGCACGAAAUGUUAAAAGACUCAUACUAAAGUUAGAUUUAGAUACCAAUCAGGAAAAUGUUACAGAAAACAAAAACACAACUAUUUCUAACAAUACAUUAAGAAAAGACGAGGUUGAUGCAGCGGGACUUCUACAUGCUGAAUGUAGUAAAAUAGAUCAAUUACAAGAAAGAUCAAAUAAAUCGCCUAGGAUAACAUCCUCGUGGAAAGAUACGGAAAGUGUGGCAGAGUAUCUUAUAUUAGAUGAUAACGAAGAAAUCGAAAAAUCUGAUACACAAACCAGCAAUCAAGCAGAAUAUAAUGCUGCACAAAUGUCAAUAGCGAUGCAAGAAGACAGAAAUAAUCAAAAGAAAGUGACAUCUGUAAAAAGCACUGCACAUUUUAUACGUGAAAAUAUUGCUAUUGCGGGUCGUAGCGAAGAAGAAAAUUUAUAUAAAAAGUCACCAUUGAUGAAACAUAUGAAAAGUCUGUCAAAAGAUGAAACGUUGGAAGAUUGCGAAAGCUUUUACGGUAGUGAUAAAGAAACGGAUGAUGUAUUAAUAUUUUCGGAUGAUACAGAAAUUGAUGUUGGUAGUUCCAGUUCAGAUGGAGAGGAUACUAAUUUAGGAGAGCACGUUGAGCACCUCUUGGACAAGAUGAAAGUUGAAAAAUCUCGGCCAGCCAUGCAGCACAAAGUGGAAACAAAAGCUGUCCAUGAGAAAGGAUUGUUUAAAAGUCCGACAAGUAUGUCUCGAACAGCAUUAGAGAAAAAUAUACUGGAAUUUGAACAGUUAGCACAAAUGAUGCUAUGCAGGAUGGACGUUAUGUUGAUGAGUAUCAGUGGUAUCUCUAACGAAAAAGAUCCUACUAAACGUCUCGAGAUAUUGAAAAGUGAGAUUAGUACCCUUGCUCCAGAUGCAGCAGCUUUAAUCAGUAAGGGAGACGGUUUAGUUAUGACGAUACAUAUGAACGAUCCUGCACGGGCAGAGAAAAUAAAAAAUGAACAUCAAGAUAAGCUGAGAAGUAAGUGGCAUCAAGUCAUGGCAGAAAUCGAAACACGCAGAAAACAAGCGCAAAAGGCAGAAGAAAUUCUACGACAAUACAAUAAUAUAGUAGUGGAAUUUGAAGACUGGUUUAGAGAUGUGCCGCUGAAACUCGAACAGGCUAAUAAUUAUGAAGGCCAAUUAGAAUCAUUUACUGAAGAAUUUGAUGCGAAGCAAGUACAAAUACAAAAGUUGAAUGAGCUAGCAGUAGAGUUGAAAAAAUUAAAUGUGGGCUAUUCGGAAUUAGUACGCUAUAACAUUAAUAGUAACUGGCAAAAAGUUAGUUCACAGUUCAAGAGAUUCAGUGGUAGCAAAGACAAGGACAAACAUGUAACUGACAAGAAAGUAGAACUGGACACUAUUAGUGUUAAUCCGCAAGAGUUUAUCACGCGCAUCAGUAAAUUGAGAGAAGCAAUAGCGACUGUAUCGCGAUCUUUGAAUUCUUUGCCAUUGAAUGGUAAAGACUACGAAUUAUUUACAAGUCAAGAAGAAUGCCUGAAGAAAAUUAACAACGCUUUAAGCAUUUUAAAACCCAGCAUUGAUGAAGUAAAUUACGUUUGCGAAAGUGUCAUGCGACAAGCCAAAAGAGAGCAAUUUGAUCAAAUAAAACAUUUAAGUGAGAAGUUACAAGACGAAUGGGGAAGCAUUAGUCAAAGUUAUAUGGAAAGACAUAAUCGGUGGAUUAAAUGUUAUGAAAAAUGGAAAGAACUUCAUAACACAUGUCGGACAUUUUUAGAGUGGUUAGAUAAGAUGGAAGACGCUUUAAAGAAAUGUAACGUUUUCAGCCAUUCUAAAGCAAGUAAAACGAAAACAUUCGAAUUGGAACAAGAAGUUUCUAGAAUGCAAAGAACGUUAAAUAAUAUCAAUGCAGCGAGUACAGACAUAUCUAGCCGGGCAUCUGCUGAAGAUGUAAUGGAAUUGCAGAGUAUGAUUGAAAAUAUUAAACAUCGUUGGCACAGUUUAGUAGCCGAAAUAAACGCGCGAAAAGAAAAGAAUUUUGCCAUGGAGAGAAAAGUGAAUAACGACGGCAGGAUUUUGGAAACGGCUUAUAAUAUUAUAGAACAAGUGAAUACUCUGUUAGUAUCUGCAGCAAAUCCCUCGGACGAAACCUCAUUAUCAAUUCGACUAUCAUUAAUUAAGGCGAGAGAAGAAGAACUUCUAUCCCGGAAAAGAAAUUUGCAAACUUUAGUAAGCGAACAUAACGUUUCCAGAGAAGAAGAAGAAAACAACAAACUUCUCGCGGAUAUGGAUCAGGUUAAUACAAAUCUUUCGAACCAUCGCGAUUAUGUAGAAUGCAAGCUUGCAUCGCUUAGAAAAUACAUCUUCACCCUGGAUGCCGUUAUGGCAUGGGUUAUGGAAACACGAACACGAUUGAGUAUUUCUCAAGAUCUGCCGCAGCGUGAGCGUAAUGAAGUGAUUAAAAAUAUUAUGUCUAAAGUCGAAGAUCGUGAAAUGGAAGUAAAAGAUGUGUUAGAAAACUACACUAAUCUUGAAAAAGAGUGUGAAUCAGCAAAACAACCGGUUUCUAUUGAAUUGCAGGAGAAGCUGAAAAAACUAAGAGAAGACUGGCAGUUUGUGAAGUGUUAUGGAGAAACUGAAGGGAUAACUUCUGCUGGGACUACAUUAAAAGAAGUGGAAAGGAGUGUAGGCACCGCAGCACCGGGGGCGACGGGUGCAGCUGCAGGGGGCUCUCGGGGGCUGUCACCCUCUCCCGCCCCCUCGUCACCGUCGACCCCCGUAGCGACUAGCAGCCCCUCUACCUCUGUCUCCUCGGCUUCGUCUUCACCUUCACCCUCUACUUCAGCUUCCACCCUCGUCGCGGGACUCGAUAAAUCAGUGCUUCAGAUACGUGACUGGCUUACGGUCGAAGAAGAGAUGUUACGACAACAAUCUGUAGUCGUCGGUGAUGUCGACGAAAUCAUGCAUCUUCUGGACAAACAGAAGAACGUCUUACGGGAGCUGGAGCAAAAGAAACCGCAAUUAGACGAGCUGGUUCACACGGCCGAGAACUUGCGCGCCGACACGAAUCGACAGCAGUUGCAUGGCAAAGUCACCAAGUUGCGGGAGCAUUGGGAUGAAACGAAUUCAAAAGUCAUGCAAAGGAAGACGCAGUUGGACAUGAUGCUGGGAGACAGUCAACGAUAUGAGGCGAAGAGGAACGAGGUGGAGGUCUGGCUAGCACGAAUGGAAACUAGACUUGAGAGAAUGCGAGCUGUGGGGCACACCGCCGAUGUACUUGAGGCGCAGCUCAGGGAACAAAAGUCGUUUCACGCUGAGCUGCACCAGUACAAACAUCACAUCGAACUUUUUAAUCAGCUCACUCAGAAGCUGAUAGCGGUUUAUCAGCAGGACGACACGACACGGGUGAAGAAAAUGACGGAAACGAUCAACCAGAGAUACAACAAUCUUAACACGAGCAUCAUCAAUCGGGGGAAACUACUGCACUCCGCGAUGAACUCGCUCCACAACUUCGACCGGUCGCUAGACAAGUUCUUGGCCUGGUUGAGUGAAGCGGAGUCCUCGAUGGAAGGAUUGGAAGCGGAAGCCGAUCGUCUGGGUGGACGACGAGACCAGGGCGCACUCAGACGACCGCAACAUCAGCUUAAGCAGUGUGCGAGGCCUAUUCAUCGGGCGAAGGGGUCCUUUCCUUCAUACGAUCUUCAGUCGGAAAUUGAAACGCACCGAGACGUUUAUGCAUCUUUGAACGGCACCGGACGAAAAUUAUUGAGUUCACUGGCGAGUCAAGAUGACGCUGUUAUGCUACAACGUCGAUUAGAUGAAAUGAACCAGAGAUGGCAUCACCUAAAGGCAAAGAGUAUGGCAAUCAGAAAUCGAUUGGAGAGCAACACGGAACAUUGGAACGCUUUAUUAUUAUCGUUGCGCGAGCUAAUCGAAUGGGUGAUAAGGAAAGAUACAGAGCUCACCGGUCUGGGACCCGUUUGCGGAGAUGUGGCUGCACUACAAAAACAACAGGACGACCAUCGUGGCUUCAGGAGGCAGCUGGAGGACAAACGGCCGGUCGUGGAGAACAAUUUGCUGAGCGGCCGCCAGUACAUUGCCAAUGAGCCUCCGCUGUCGGACACAUCGGACUCCGAAGCAGGCAGAGAAUUGGACGGUGAUUCCAGAGGGUACAGAAGCGCCGAGGAGCAGGCGCGCGAAUUGACGCGGAGCAUUCGCCGCGAAGUGAAUAAACUUUCCGAGCAGUGGAACGCUUUAAUCGAACGUAGCGAUGCGUGGAAGCGGAAACUCGACGACACCGCUAACAAAAUAUGUGUCUUCCAAAAGUCUCUCGAGGAUCUCUCCUCGCGGAUGGCCGCGGCCGAGGCAAUCCAGAGCGGCUGGCAAAAUCCGAACGACGCCAACGAAGCGACGGAGCUGCUCGAGCAGCUGCAGAAAUUCGGCGAACGAUUGGUACCAAUCCAAAGGAACAUCGAGGAUGCGAACGAUCAGGCGAGCGUCUUCGCGUCGAGCAGUGUCAUCGUUUCUCACGCUUUGUUGGCGAAACUCGAAGAUCUGAACACCAGGUGGAAGGUGCUGCAAGUCGCGGUUGACGAGCGUUACAAGUUGCUAAGCGGAUUCGGGAAGGAUGGCAGCACUCCGGGUAGUCAGGCUUUCCUCGCGAGCAGCGUAGAACCACCAUGGGAGAGAGCCCUCACGCCCGCCAAAGUGCCUUACUAUAUCAACCAUCAAUUGGAGACUACGCAUUGGGAUCAUCCGAAAAUGAUAGAACUGAUGUCUUCACUCGCGGACCUAAACGAAGUUCGCUUUUCCGCUUAUCGAACCGCCAUGAAACUGCGCACUGUUCAGAAGCGACUGUGCCUGGACAUGUUGAGUCUUUCCACCGCGUUGGAACAGUUCGAUUCGCACGGACUUCGGGCACAGAAUGACAAACUAAUCGACAUCCCCGAUAUGGUAACAGUACUGACAUCGCUGUACGAAGUAAUUGCAGCAGACAAUCCGACCCAGGUGUCCGUACCGCUAUGCAUCGACUUGGCCAUCAACUGGCUGCUGAAUGUAUACGAUAGGUAUUUCACUAAUCAACGAACCGGCCAAAUUCGAGUACUUUCGUUCAAAGUCGGUUUGGUUUUGUUGUGCAAGGGACACUUGGAGGAGAAGUACAGAUAUCUAUUCCGUUUGAUUGCGGAUCCUAAUAGACUGGUAGAUCAACGAAAAUUAGGACUUCUGUUGCACGAUUGCAUACAAGUACCGAGACAAUUAGGCGAAGUCGCGGCAUUCGGAGGUUCUAAUAUCGAGCCUAGUGUUCGUAGCUGCUUCGAAAAGGCGGGAAAAGAUAAAAACGAGAUAGAAGCCGUGCACUUUUUAAGCUGGCUGCAGCAGGAGCCGCAGAGUAUGGUCUGGCUGCCGGUAUUGCAUAGAUUAUCUGCAGCAGAGACCGCCAAACAUCAAGCUAAAUGCAACAUAUGCAAGGAGUAUCCUAUCAUAGGAUUCAGAUACCGUUGCUUAAAAUGUUUCAACUUCGACAUGUGUCAAAACUGUUUCUUCUCAGGACGCAAAGCGAAGAAUCACAAGCUAACGCAUCCAAUGCAAGAAUAUUGCACAGCGACAACCUCUGGUGAAGACGUGCGUGACUUCACGCGAGCGUUGCGUAACAAAUUCAAGUCCAAACGAUACUUCAAGAAACACCCCAGAGUUGGCUAUUUACCUGUGCAAACUGUCUUGGAAGGAGACGCGCUAGAAAGCCCGGCGCCAUCGCCCCAACACAGCUCGCUCAGCCAAGACAUGCAUUCCCGAUUGGAGAUGUACGCCUCUCGACUCGCCGAAGUCGAGCUGUCGCGUACAAGAAGUAAUUCCACGCCAGACAGUGAUGACGAACAUCAGCUGAUAGCACACUACUGUCAGAGUCUGAAUGGCGGCGACAAUAUUAACGUACCCAGAAGUCCGGUCCAGGUCAUGGCCGCAAUCGAUGCCGAGCAGAGAGAGGAGCUCGAAGCAAUGAUACGCGAAUUGGAAGAGGAGAACGCAACGUUGCAGGCAGAGUAUGAAAGAUUACGUUCGAAGCAAACUCCGGGUUCGACGCCAGAGGAUGGCCACGGUACUAGGCAGCCUGAUUGCGAUAUGAUCGCAGAAGCUAAGCUGCUUCGGCAGCAUAAAGGGAGAUUAGAAGCACGCAUGCAAUUACUCGAGGACCACAAUCGUCAAUUGGAGGCACAACUGCAGAGACUUAGACAACUUCUAGAUGAGCCGAACGCUUCUUCGCCAUCGAAAACCGGAACUUUACAAACUCGAAGUGUAACGGCGUCACAAUUAGCAACUGACUCUCCGGCAAAAAUGAAUGGCCAUUAUCAUGAUUCUCCAGGUGGAGGAGGCUCAGUCGAGGGCAGAGUCAGCAGUUUAGAGAGGCCACCGCCGCCGCCACAUUCUCACAGCGUUACCCACAAUGUGGGCAAUCUAUUGCACAUGGCAGGAGACUUAGGAAAAGCUGUGGGCGAAUUAGUGACAGUCAUGACGGAGGAUGCCUCGAAGACGAACGGGCAACGGGCGCCGCCGGCAUUCAAAUAACAAUUCAAAUAUCGCGGUGUUCGUCCAGAUAGAAGCUAGAAGUCGGCUAGAUCAAUGCUAGGAUCCAUUCGAUACCCACGUUGCAAACGUUUAAUCGUAAUUAUCGACCAAUAACAAGUCUGGCUCUAAACGCAUAUCAGAGACGAAUACAUGGUAUAUCUGCCACGCAAAUGCAGGGUCAGGGGACCCGCCUUUCAUGGUGGUUUUGGGUAUUUUAUAAGUUUUGAUAUACGUCGUUGUAUAGCUGAAUUAUAUCGAUAAGACGAUUAUGGUUUGGCUUUUGGCGCGGUUCCCUGAGAGUAACUUUACUACAUAUUGACACGUCAUAUCAUGAAAACUAAUCGUAAUGAGAAAUCAAUUGUUAUGCUUGCUAGCUAAACUAUACAAACGAAUAAGAGAUAUAAUGAAUAUAAAAGAUACACGGAAGGAAAUAUCAUUAACAAUGCAUGCAAAAGCAAUGUAUCAAAUCACAUAAUCUAUUAUAGAUCGUAGCUUAUAUUUACAUACCCAUUCUGUUCACUGCCACGGGCUCUUCCUCGACGUAACUUACACAAUGUACAUGUUUGCGAUUAUAUUAGACGACGACACAUGGGAAAUAGAUCAGUAUUCAUACUUGACCUUCUUGUAUUUGGGGCUCUUGAAUUUUACAUCGAUAAUCAUGAGACAGAGAGAAUCUUUUAUAUAAUAAAACAGAACAGCGCAUUACGAUUUUUCAAGUUUACUUUUUAUCCAGUUACACAUGAUUUUUUCAGAUUUUUAAAAUAAAUUUAAACGGCAAUGUCUAUUAUUUUCUAAGCGUGCCGGAUGUUAUUAUAUCUAAGAGUAUUGAUAAGUACCUAAUCGAUAAACUGUAGGCUGUAUUCUGAUAUGUAAGAAAGUUGUCUAGAAAAUACAUUCACACCGCGAUAUUAUUGAAAUGUGAGCUCACCGUGGUUCUGUUAUUUAGUGAUCCAUCUGCAAUCCGCUUCCUUCUAGGCCAAUAAUUUUUUUCUAUUUCGAAUGAAUUAAAUGCGCAGCAUAUUUGUUUCUUUAUACAUAUCACGCACGGAUGCCAUAUAUGUUAAUAAUGCUAUUGUAUCACUUCUGAUGAGGUUGCUGUUUGCAUACAUGUAAAAAAACAUAUCUACGAAAAAAGUAUCAUAUUUUACCAAUUCGAUAAACAUUGCGAAUGAACGUAAUGAAUUGUUAUUCACCGUUGCGUCGUUAGGUCACAAGAAGAUUGAUUUGACAGAGUGUAAGACGAUCAAAUAUGUUUUCAAGCUCCGUCUGUAGUUUAUUGAAAGAUUGUUGGUUUUGCGAUUUCAUACAUUAAAAUAUAACGCAUUAAAAUUUAGAGGAUUAGACAUAUAAAAAUAAAGUUAUAUACUGCGUACAACAUCAAACAGGUGACUAUACGUUACUUGUAAUAUAUUGUAAUAUGACUGAAAUGAUAUGGGACAAAAUGCUUAAAUAAAAAUAAUAUGAAUAUAA